Notechis scutatus (mainland tiger snake) is the source of this 828-nucleotide messenger RNA. NCBI's taxonomy places the organism in Eukaryota, Metazoa, Chordata, Lepidosauria, Squamata, Elapidae. The record is from RefSeq and is a predicted model, not a curated record.
CUCUCUCUCUCUCCCUCUCUCGCACUCUGCCUCUCCUCAAAGGCUGUUCCACAGCGGAAAAUAUGCUCAGUGCAGCUGAGUGCAUGCAGGAAAAUACCUCCGGUAGCUUCUAAGCUAACACAAUGCAGCACAACGUUCAACUUACGGUUGCCUUCAUCCUCUGCCAGGUGCUGCUCCCUACAUACACAAAGGAUUUAGAAUGCAUUCCGGGAUUUCAGCAAAAGGUUUUUCACGUUGAACAUUCGUCCGCAUUCACAGUGGGCCAACCAAUUCUGAAUUUGGUAUUUGAUGACUGUCAAGAAAAUCACAAAUUGAACUUUGAAGUUUCCAGCCCAGACUUCAAAGUGGAACCCAAUGGAGCUUUAGUUGCACUGAGAAAUCUAUCAGAUGCUGAGAGUACUUUAGUCAUCCAUGCACAGUCAGCCUGGGCAGAAGAUACAGUGGAGGUAUUGAUUGUUGGCAGAAAAGAAAAAUCUGGUUCUUUAAAGGAGCUCCUUAAACCAGAAGAUGGCCUUGGAAGCAUACGGCAAAGAAGGUCCAUUGUUGCACCUUCAAUCUUAAUUCCUGAAAAUCAGAGACCCCCCUUUCCAAAACUUGUAGGCAAGGUGAUAGACAUUGACCGGCCGGAGGGUUCAAAGUUUCGAAUUUUGGGGAAAGGAGUAGAACAGGAGCCAAAGGGAGUUUUCAAAAUCAUUGAGGGAACAGGAGAGGUCUUCGUAACACAACAACUUGAUAGAGAAGCCAUUGCUGCAUAUGAGGUGAAGCUGGAGAUCAGUCCAAAGCCUUUAGAACAUUUUUGUUCUCAUCUCCUCUCUACUUGCCAGAUAU